Molecule: messenger RNA, 330 nt
Organism: Echinostoma caproni
Lineage: Eukaryota; Metazoa; Platyhelminthes; Trematoda; Plagiorchiida; Echinostomatidae
Source: the annotation of a GenBank genome assembly
AUGUUGUCUCAGGCUGAAAAGCGCUGUCUGCGAGACAUAACCGAUGGUUCAUGCUCUCGAGACGGUGUUAUCGCUAAUCAGGGUGAAGUAUACGCUGACUACCUCAAACAGAUGGAGAAAGAAUCUCGCUUGCGUGCUGUUGAAGAAAAGAAAAACGAAGAAGCCUCUUUGGCUUUGGCCUUACAGCUCCUUAAGGAGGACAGCUUUACGGAAGAUGAGGUGCCAAUAAAUAGGAUCGGUAGUGCUGAAACCGCAAAGCAUAAUGUCUCGUCACUGUCCCCAGUCACUCAGGCAUCCGGUAGCCAGGUAUCCGCAUAUUUGUGUCGUUAA